Messenger RNA from Amphimedon queenslandica, 888 nucleotides. RefSeq lists its product as uncharacterized. The record is from RefSeq and is a predicted model, not a curated record. NCBI's taxonomy places the organism in Eukaryota, Metazoa, Porifera, Demospongiae, Haplosclerida, Niphatidae. The transcript has 5 exons. The coding region runs from base 410 to 712 and encodes 100 amino acids.
CCGCCCAUAUAAAAGAUUCUUAAAGUUUUAUAUAUUUCCUAAUACAGGAGUGCAUUCUAUAAAAUCAAUUUCCACUUUCAAGCCAUGCCUAUUUUUUCAUAUGCCUUGUGCCAUAGAUAUUAGAGAAAAGAUCCUGCGUGUAUGUACCUCUUCCUUUCUUAUAAGACCCUAGAGCAGACCAGACAACAAUAACUGUAAUAAAUGCAGUGACUUGUGAGGUAUUAAGGAAAUAUAAUACAUUCCUCUAGUUCUUUAAAUCCGAGUCUAAAUCCAAAAGGUCAACCUCACAGUCUGAGCCCCACCCUGAUUUAUGAGCCCCACCCGAAAAGCUUGUGCCGUAUUACUUUAAAUUUUAAGCAAACCACGCCUUUUGAUAAAAUUUGAAAUUCUGAACUAAACACGUGGUAGCAUGUGUUUAGUGAUGGACAGUAUUAUAAAAGAUAUGCUGAGUGUAAUGGAGACACACGUUGACUUUGAGAGACUAUUAGAAGAAUUAGUAUCAGAAGCAACCAAUCUUCCUGAUAUAUCACAAGGUUGGUCUGAUGGUUUGAGACGAGCGAUAGAUCAUCAAGCAAUGAGUCUGUCUCAGUCUCCAGAGACAUUUGGUACAUGGCUACUGAUUAAUAAACUAAAAGAAACAAAUGAUGAUAAGGUGAUUGAUGGGAUAAUUAGUGUGGGCGUAUUCUUACGAGAUUUGAUGUAUAUUAAUUAAAAUAUUAUUUUCUCUCUCAGUAUAUUUCAUUUAUUAGUUUAUACAGUAUAUUUAAAUUACAUACAGCUGGACUAGUAUUAAUACAUGAAAUAUUCUCCAAAUACUGAUGUUGAUGAUGGAGGUCUGACAGUCUCUGGUAACAACAAUGAUCCAAUUACCAACGGCUUCCCGACAAA